AUGGCUGGCACUCUGUAUCAUGAUAUUUCUUCUCUUGGUAUUCAAUUGUGCCGUUGGGCACAAAAUCGACCAUACGAUUUUCUACUCACACUUGGUGCUUGGUUGAUUGGAUAUGGAAUCUCAGUAGUUGUAUACCGCUUGGUAUUGUCACCUUUAGCAGGAAUACCCGGUCCGAAACUUGCCGCUGCUACAGGGUGGUACGAGACUUUUAUAGACCUCUGGAGCAAUGAUUUUCCGGAGGUGCUCAGACGACUACACGAGAAAUACGGUCCCAUCGUACGUGUCACCCCAUGGGAGGUCCACAUCAAUGAUUCCCACUUUUACGAUAAGCUCUUCGUGACAGCACAUAAACGGCGAACGGAUAUUAGCCCUUUGUCCAAUCCAACAACAUUCAGCUUGGGUUGUGAAGACUCUAUAAUCUCCACAAGAUCGCAUGACCGACAUCGCCAGAUGCGUAAACCUUUGGAGAGUUUCUUCUCACGCCAAGGUAUUUCGCGCAUAGAAGAUAUCAUCCAUGGCGAAGUCCGCCUUCUCGAUACAAAGUUCCAAUCUCGAAAGGGCACUGGUGAGGUAAUCUGGCUAAAUGCAGUCUUCGCGUCCUUCGCGGGAGACGUGAUUGGAUGUGUCACAUGCGGCGACAAUCCUGGAUUUCUAGAAGGGAAAGACUUUUCUCCUGAAUGGUACACCACAAAUCGAAAGCUGUUGGAAGUUAUUCCUAUAAUUCGUAACUUCCCAUGGCUCACUAGGCUGGUAAGAGCCGUACCGCGCUGGAUUGUCGACAAGGUCAAUCCUAGUGUAUCCAGCCUUAGUUUACUCAAAUUGUUUGGUGAGAAUCAAAUAAGCAAGAUACGGAGCGAGAUCGAUCAGGCCGAAACAAGUGAAAAGAGUCAGAAAACCUCUGUGUUCCGCCACUUGCUCGAAAGUGACGUGGAUGAGUCCGUCAAAUCGAUUCCACGACUUCAAGGGGAGGCUUUCAUUCUAGAAGGAGCAGGGACUGUGACAACCACUUCUACUCUAGUAAUGACCACAUACUAUAUUCUUGCUAAUCCUGCAGUAGAGCAAUGCUUGCGGAAGGAACUCGCAAGUACGAUGGGAGACUUUCCCCAUACCAUCCCAAAAUGGACAGAACUUGAGAAGAUACCAUAUCUUGCCGCGUGCUUGAAGGAGGGACUCAGGCUCAAUCGCCAUUUCAGGCGACAAGUCCGCAUAUCUCCUGAUGAGGACCUUCACUACCAACACUGGAUUAUACCUAAGAAUACACCUGUGGGUAUGUCUAACUACCUCUUACAAACAAACGCGGAUGUAUUUCCGGAGCCCAUGAAGUUCAAGCCGGAACGUUGGAUAGGACAUUAUAAUCCUGAGAUGGAUAGGCACUGGGUGCCAUUCGCACGUGGUUCUCGGAAUUGUCUGGGCAUGAAUUUGUCUAUGGCCGAGAUGUAUAUUGUUUUGGGUACCUUGUUUCGCCAAGGGGCGUACAAGAUAUCUCUCGUAGAUUGUGAUGAGCGGGAUAUUCUACCGGUGCAAGAUAGUGAUAUCGGCUGUCCUAGAGCAGACAGCAGGGGACUUAGAGUCAGGUUGGACUAG
Molecule: messenger RNA, 1584 nt
Organism: Pseudovirgaria hyperparasitica
Lineage: Eukaryota; Fungi; Ascomycota; Dothideomycetes; Acrospermales; Acrospermaceae
Product: putative benzoate 4-monooxygenase cytochrome P450
Exons: 8
Coding region: 1-1584 (527 amino acids)
Molecular function (GO): heme binding; monooxygenase activity; oxidoreductase activity, acting on paired donors, with incorporation or reduction of molecular oxygen
Source: RefSeq, a predicted model, not a curated record